AAACUCUUCUCACCUAGACGUCUGUAUUUAUCUUGCCCCUCGCGCCUUCGGCGCUGCAUGCUUCGUAGAAAUGGCGAUUCCCAAACGGCCGCUCCCUUCCUUCACCCUCGCGUUGAGCCCCCCUAGCUCUGAAACUAACACUCAUGAGACGCUGAUGUCUGCUGUUGCUCCAACCAUUACCUGCAUAGCCGGACCUCCCCGAGAUUUCAUGAAAACCAUGGACCUGCGAUCACAAUCUAGUUUCGAAUAUCAGUAUAUGGAAGAACUCUCAGACGACGAGAAGUUCGAGACCCAGACGGUCUUUGGGAGUGAGAGGGAAGGGUAUUGUGUCAUUUUUCUGAUCUUUCUGCGUAGCCUAUCGGACAUCUGGCGCAUGAUAGUUGAGUUUGGAUCGCGUAGGCCUGUGGAUCUCUUUGAUUGA
Molecule: messenger RNA, 421 nt
Organism: Laccaria bicolor S238N-H82
Lineage: Eukaryota; Fungi; Basidiomycota; Agaricomycetes; Agaricales; Hydnangiaceae
Exons: 5
Coding region: 71-421 (116 amino acids)
Source: RefSeq, a predicted model, not a curated record